CCCAGUUCCCCGCGUUCGCGGUGCACGCGCAAUUUUACACACACACUGCGGCUGUCGCCGAAGCUGGCUGCUACGGGGAGGUCUUUAUCCACUGUCACUUGCUGUAUUACCUAUAAGUGCGCACCGUGUGUAGCCAGCGAGCGAAUGCACGUCAGCUUGUGCGGAUAGCGAGCUUGUCAAUUUUGACCCUGGCCGGUGAGGGAACGUGCCGUGUCUCGCGCUUUUGUGUGGAAAACUAGCUGAGGCUGCAGUGAUCCAUCUUUCUGACGUGCCAAGAGUUGAGAUUGCUGCAGGGAAGUGCCAUCUUUCUGUUUAGCAGGCUUGGCACUUUGACGUCACUUCUUGCGGGGGUGGAAGCAGCUCGGACGACGUGUGUCCGUUGCAGAGAUUGUGGCCGACCUAAAAAACAUCUCGCUUUAGAAGCGACCGACGGCAACGUUUGCUGCUGACUACAAACUUUCGAUGUUGUCCUACGUGCAGCGUCGCCUGCGCAUCAAGCAGCCGUGGUACAGCCCAGCGAACCAGUGCGAUGACGCCGAUCACACGGACCCGGGUGCAAGUUGUGUCGGAGGCGAGUCCCUGAGGCUUUCCGCGACUGACGUGACACAAGUGCAGUUCGUUCGCUCUCGAGACCAUCACGCCGGCUGUGCGGCCGACGAGGAUAUCAAAACAGCUCGUCAAGGAUCUUCGUCUCCGGCGCCACCCCCUACCGACGGCAUGGCGGGAAAAAGUGGCGACUGCCUGCUGGCUACCAAGCGCGUUUUCUGGUUCGUGCGCUGUCACUGGCGGCGCAUCCUGGCACUCUUGGCGCCCGUGAUGCUCUCGCCUCUGCUCAUACUCCACGAUACCAAGGAGACGCGAUGUGCUUACGUCAUUCUUCUCAUGGCUGUCUACUGGAUGUUCGAAGUGGUUCACCUGUCCGUUACAUCGUUGCUGCCCGUCUGCUUGUUCCCUUUGUUCGGUGUACUGGACACUGCAAGCGCAACGGCACCAUACAUGAAGGAUGUCAUUAUGAUGUACUUGGCAGGCAUGAUCAUCGCAGCUGCUGUUGAAAACUGCAAUCUUCAUUAUAGGAUCGCUCUCCGCAUUCUGCUCAUUAUCGGCACCAAAACUCUCUGGCUUCUAUUAGGCUUCAUGGUCACUGCGAUGUUCCUGUCCAUGUGGCUCAGCAACAUGGCGACUACACUCAUGGUUCUGCCCAUCGUUGACGCAGUCGUCAACGAAAUCUGCAAGAAAAACUCUGAAGAGAGUCUCAGGAGCGGGUCUCCAGAAAGUGGGUACACCAACGAAGCUUUCCCUGCAGACAGCGCUGACGUCAACGUCGAAAGCUUUGAACUCCAGUCUAAGGAAGACGCUAAAAGAGCUUCGUGCUACGAGAGGUACCGGAACGCCAUGUUGCUGGGUAUCGCCUACGCGUCCAACAUCGGCGGCACGGGCUCGGUCAUCGGUACGGCUCCGAACCUGGUCGUCAUGGGGCUCGUCGAGGAGUUGUACCCCAAGUCCGGCUCCUUGAGCUUCGCAACCUGGAUGAUAUACAACGUGCCAACCAUGAUUGUGUGCGUGGCCUUCGCCUGGCUCUACCUCUACUUCCAGCUUGUUCCCAAAAGGUUACGUGGCAAUCAUCUGAACCCAGAAUCAAUUCGACUCGCUAUCAGAAAACGCUACAGUGAGCUCGGAGCCUUGUCGUUCCACGAAGGCGCUGUACUGUUCAUCUUUAUCGUCAUUGUGCUGCUGUGGUUCUUCCGGGACCCGUACGUCGUCACCGGCUGGUCCUCUUUCUUCGCACUUGGCAAGAAAAUCAAGGACGCCACACCGGCCAUGCUUCUGGUGAGCCUGCUGUUCCUCGUACCGGCGAGGCCGAUCGCUGAGCCUCAGGGACCGGCUCUGCUCGAGUGGAACGUGGUGCAGAGAAAAAUUCCUUGGGGCGUUCUUCUGCUCAUGGGAGGCAGUUUCUCCAUGGCAGAAGCAUCAUCGAAAUCCGGGCUGUCCCGGAUGUUGGGCCAGUACCUGACCAAACUGGACGUGCUCCAUCCGGUAUUGUUAGUGGCCGUUCUCUGCAUUUUCACCACCACAGUCACCGAGAUCGCAAGCAACACAGCGACUGCCAGCGUUCUCCUGCCCAUCACUAGUUACCUCGCCCAGGCCCUGAGGAUUCAUCCGUUCUUCCUCAUGAUCCCUGUGACAAUAUCGGCGUCAUUUGCCUUUAUGUUGCCCGUGGCUACGCCUCCCAACGCCAUGGUUUACGAGCAUGGAAACAUGAAGCUGAAGGACAUGGUAAAGGCGGGAAUUGUGAUGAACAUCGCCUGCAUAAUCAUCGAAAUGAUUGCCAUCAACACUUUGGGCGAGUGGACAUUCGGUCUCUCCAGCUUCCCAGCUUGGGCUGAGAUGGGAAACACCACAGUCUCGACGAGAUCGGUCAACGUCUCGAUGUCGCCAAGCGCGUCUUAGUAGCGCUUUGACAGCCACAUUUUCAAGUACCUGAACGGAGAGAGUUAUACUGUACGAAGAGUGUAAUGCUCUGCUGUGACCUUCGAGAUCAUCUGCAGACGUACUCGGGCCCGGUUAGUAAGCUAGCUGGAGAUGCCACUUGUAGAAGCAAGCGCUUAUUUUCCGUUGAAAUAUUUGCGUACUCGUGAUGAUGAUCUCUAAAUGACGAGUUAACGUGCGUUGUAUUUUGACAAGUGUGAUGGUGAAAGCUUCUAACAUUUUUUCAUAGAAGGCACAGGACAUUAAGUUCUGAUAAAGAUGAGAGACUUGAUGUUCACAGCAUUCUUGAAAACUCAGGGUUCAGGAACUCGUUACUAGGUGAAAUCCGAGACACCGCUUUGAAUCGAAAACACUGAUCAAUUCAGCAGGCAUCAACUUCGCGACUAGUAAUAUCAUCACCCAGGAGCCUUCAUGUCAUCGCCGUUUUCAACUGAUGAACCUGCGUGUCACCAAUAUCCGCUUUCGUCGUCACGUAUAUAUGCCAUGGCUGUCGCAAUGUGGCGGUAACAGGUCCGAAUGAUUCGCGAGCUUCAAAUUUUUUUACGAAAAUCUUUCUUCGCCAACCCUAUUUCGCGCUGUAAACACAGCAUAGCGUCACACACAAUAUAUUUAUAACGUUACACAAUUAUUUAUGUCGGCGCAUAUAACGUAGCGGCCGUAGUGAAAGUACUCACAGCAAGCUGUUAACCACGGUUGUAGCUUCAGCGUCAUUAUGCCAUAAAACCGGCUAUGUAUUUUGAUAACAAGCGCCCAAAUACUCCCUAAGAAUAUUCUACGAUGGACACACUUUAUUCGAUGAAAAUAUGUUUGGAUUCCGCGAAUUCUUAUCACAAUGGAGUGCUGUGUUGGGCUGCCAAUUAACACCAGUUUUAUAUUUAACUUCAUUUACGGGAGUGAUCGUAAGCCCUGGACAAAGUAAGCUUACUCCUCUUGUGCCCAAAAGAAGUGAACGUACUCCAUUUGGGGCAUGGGUGCAUAGGGAACCUUGGAAAUGGAGUUGCAAUAUAUGACAUCAAAAAGAGUGGUCAGUACUGCCUUUGCGCUUACACUGUAACAACUUACACCCUUUGGGGCGUAUCUUGUUCUGAAACGAUAAUCGUCAUCUAUCUUGCGUGCAUUUCCUUUCUUUGACACUCGGCGCUCACAACAUUCCUGUCAAGAACGCUAUGUCACGUUGAUAUGCGCAUGCAGUUCGUGACCUGAAAGUACCGGGCGAGCAGCGUUAGAUGGGAAAGACAUGCAAGAUGGAGGACAAGUUUAAUAUCGUUUGAGUACAAGAUAAGUCCCAGUGGUUGAAAAACUUGCUUAGAAUGUAAUUAGGGUGUAAUUCUGUCACAGAACAAUCUUCAAUCAUUAUCAAUCAUGUUUGCAUCACUUUCCUACCAUAAAGGUCAUGUGUCUCGGCGAGGGUUUAAGACGGGAAAGUAUAGCGUACGAGCAGCGUUAAAGAAAAUGCAGACAUGAUCGAUAGCGAUUUUUGUUCGGUGACGAAAAUACGCACUAAAGAAUAUGGCACUGUGAAAGAUGGAGAAGCAGGAAAUAAUUAAAUUUUGAACAAUUGUCGCAAUGUAGUGCCAGACUGAAAUGGGUCAUUGAAAUCACGUAGAUCAACUACCAUUCAGCUCGUGUUACCAUUCCUGUUGCGCGCUUUAGUCAUAGAAAGGCAGCUCAAGGCUCAGAAGAAAGCAUGAAUGUUUUCGGACUCGAGCAUGCUUUGCUCAAGCCUUUGGAAAAGAAAAGUCUGUUAGGACAAAAACAUUUUAUAGAUAAGUUUCGUACGUAUAGACUCAAGUCAUUGCGUCAUUGUACACUUCGUGGAAUAAAAUCAUCCCAAAGCCAGCAUAAGUUUCUUGUUUUUUUUUUCUUCGGCAUGUUCAGACGAAAGUUAUCAUUUCGUGGAAGCCUUAAUAUCAUGUUAUGCAAUUUGACAAUUUCGACGCAGUGCCCAUUUAACUGGACAUCAAUGGCCUGAACCUCAACAACUGUGCUUCGCGCUACUAUCUUUGGUCAAUGGCGAAUUCCGCGAACCAUGCUGAACAGAGUGUGUGCGAUUACUUAAUUGAGAAAAUCAAGCGUAUUGGUUUCACCACAUGAUUUCAUUGCAUGUUACAAUGAAACGCGGUCAUGGCAGCUCACAUACAGCGAAAUGUUCCCAGCAGCGAGCAACAUGCGCUCUGUGAGCAGUUAUCAAUGGGAUUUAUAUCACUUGUAAGCUCUUAUAACUGCAUCUCUUGAACUCGGCGCACUUACCGGCAGCACCGAAAUGCGUUGUUCAAUUCAGGAUGCGGAACCGGUCGUAGCAGGUCACAUUGUCGAGGAGGACGAACGCAGGUACACGAAGCCGUUGACUCAUGUGGCCGGACGCAUGUACAGGUCGAGGUCCUGGUUUUGACCAUGCAAACUUACGUAUGGCAGUGCCGUGAAACGAAAGUGAUGCACAGAAACUGCUGAGUCAUCUCGAGUAAUUAUUGCUGAAGAAUACGACGUCGGCGACGACGACGACGAUGAUGAUGAUGAUGAUGAUGAUGAUGAUGAUGAUGAUGAUGAUGAUGAUCGAGUAUAUGCUGAAGAUGAAGGGUGAUUACUGAUAUGAAGAUGAAGGGGAAUGCUCACACCUCGUUAAGCAUUAAGUUUGGAAAUCAAGGACUGAUUCUACUAGAGCUCUGCACAAGCCCGGGCUGGUCCAAUAGCCCAGGCCCGCGGGCCUGAAGCCUUUGGGCGUAGGCCAAGCUCGGGCUUGAAUCCGUGGCCCGGGCCCGUUCGCUGAUGGGCCUACAGAUGGGACCUUCGAACACAUGCGAGCAAUUUGCAUACAUCCGAGGUAUUCUGUGCAUAGCUAUAGAGCGAAAAAUUAAAAAAAAACCUUAAUUAGGUUAGCAAACAAAAUAAAAAAGAGUUCUAAUUACUGUUCGUUUGAUUUCAUUGUGUAAAAAGCUUUCUAAUUAUUUUUGUUGCUUUGCUGCUAGAAAACGAGCUUUGUUCUCGCGAAAGAGGAAAUUAUACUA
Messenger RNA from Dermacentor silvarum, 5492 nucleotides. Its product is annotated as solute carrier family 13 member 5-like. The coding region runs from base 463 to 2448 and encodes 661 amino acids. Gene Ontology annotation, molecular function: citrate transmembrane transporter activity; succinate transmembrane transporter activity. The transcript is spliced from 13 exons. Lineage: Eukaryota; Metazoa; Arthropoda; Arachnida; Ixodida; Ixodidae. Gene Ontology annotation, cellular component: membrane. Gene Ontology annotation, biological process: citrate transport; monoatomic anion transmembrane transport. The record is from RefSeq and is a predicted model, not a curated record.